AUGAACACAAUCGAGUGGGACGAGCUUGAUGGACUCUCUACCGAUGGAGAAAACGAAGAAGAAGUUGCAAACUUUUGUUUCAUGGCGGAUGAGCAAGUGAGGGUUGCGAAGGCAGAGGAAUUCUUCCACUUGACUCAGGGGCAACUUACUUUGCAGCCAUACGUUGCGAAGUUCAUGGAGCUUUCUCGUUUUGCACCUUUUAUGGUUCCAGAUGAAUUCCAGAAGGCGAGAUGGUUUGAGAGGGGAUUGAAAUUGAGAAUCAACGAACAAGUGGUAGUCCUGAAGGUACAAAGCUUUUCAGAGCUGGUGGAUAGAGCCACCGUGGCAGAAUUGAGUCUGCAGAGGAGUGUAGAGAUGGCAGAGCGGAGGAAGAGGCCCAUGCCUCCCAGUUUUUCUGAUGAUAGCAGACAAGGCUCGUGGAAGAGGGACAGAUAUGUUGGGGGACAAAGAUCUGAUAGAGGUGAUCGAGGACACCAAAGCGAUUCAUCACCUCCCUAUUGUGCUUGUUGUAAGUUGAGACAUUGGGGAUAA
Malania oleifera is the source of this 531-nucleotide messenger RNA. RefSeq lists its product as uncharacterized. NCBI's taxonomy places the organism in Eukaryota, Viridiplantae, Streptophyta, Magnoliopsida, Santalales, Ximeniaceae. The transcript is spliced from 2 exons. The record is from RefSeq and is a predicted model, not a curated record. Bases 1 to 531 code for a protein of 176 amino acids.